CGAAGCUUGGCCGGAUCGAGCGCCAUCUGCUCCGCAUGCCCGCGGCUGCCGCCCCCAUUGGUCUCCGCCAUCACAUGCUGGGCGGGGCUGGGGAGGAAGCAGAUCCCUCCCCAACGCUUUCCUUCGUUUCCUCCCCUGCAUCCCUCCGGCGCCCGAAGAAGAGAGGGAGCGGCUGGGAUCGCGCACCAUGGCCUGCCUCACGAUUUAUUGUACCUCGGUGACCGGCUCCAGGGAGAUCAAAUCCCAGCAGAGUGAAGUGACCAGGAUCUUGGAUGGAAAACACAUCGAAUACAACCUGGUGGAUAUCUCCCAGGAUAAUGCCCUGCGGGAAGAAAUGAGGGCCAAAUCCGGCAACCCCAAAGCCAUCCCACCCCAGAUUUUCAACGGGGAACACUACUGUGGGGACUACGAACUCUUUGUGGAAGCAGUGGAACAGAAAGUGCUGCUGGAAUUCCUGAAGUUAGCCUGAGCACGUGUCUUGCCCAAUCCCCCUCCCCUUAAAAAAAACAAAAAAACCCUACCCCAGGACUUUGGAUUCUGCAUUCCAACUGGGGGCAUGCCUACACCAGCCCUAUAUCCAGGGAUCGUCCCUGUGCAUCCAAAUGCCUCACCGGGGACCCCGGGAGCAGGCAGGGAUGAUCCCUCCGUUUUCCUGGGGUAACCCUUGGGUGUAGAAAGGGCCUAAAUUGCCCCCCAACCUCCUCCUAAGUCCUUGCUGCCCAAUCCUCGCCCUGUGCAAGCAAACCUCUCUCCAGCUGCCUCCGUCUUUUGCUGCCUGCUUCACUCGCAGUGGGAUCUCAAGCGACUGGGCACAUUCCUUGGAAUGCAGCCGGGCCUCGCUCCUCGUGCCUCUGUGGAGAAAGAACUCUUUCCGACGUCCUUGACUGGAAGCAGAGCUUUCCCUGAUCUUCUCAUUUCCUUUCUCGAGCUGAUCCUGCCCUUGGGAAGAAAAGAGCGGCCGGGAGGCUCCUGUCUUAUCGCCGGUCGCCCUUCAGUGCGCCAGUGCCGGCUCCCCGCACUUCUUUCGCUCCAGCCCAGGAAGCUAGAGCAGCAGGCGUCUGCUAUGGCGAUGAUGUUUUUUGUUACAGUGAUGCAAAAGCACUGCACAAGGUUGUGUGCUGAAACUCCCUUCUCUGCCAGAGAGCUGGGGUGAGUGUGUGUUUGUGUGUAUCUUAAAACUAUUUCAAUGCAGCUCAGGCCCUCGCAGGAAAGCAACUUUCAAGAGGUUGAUGAGAACAGGCCUCGUAUUCCAUUAGUGCGUUCCCACCCCAAUGUGGCAGUGGGAAAAUGCCCCCACCUUCCUUUCUUCCUUCCUUCCUCAGGUCGGGGGCAGUGUACGUACGAUUUGAGGUCUAUUCUUGCAUCAGCUGUUCUGUGCUUUCCUUUUUGGAACUCGCUUUUUGCAGACGUGGACCAAGUGCAUUUUCGUAUUUUUUUUUCCUUGCUAAAAGCAGUUUGUUAUCGGCUAUCUCUUCUGAGAUGCUAUUAAAUGUUGCUAAAAACCUG
This is a messenger RNA of Elgaria multicarinata webbii, 1506 nucleotides long. RefSeq names its product SH3 domain binding glutamate rich protein like 3 (gene SH3BGRL3). Bases 188 to 469 code for a protein of 93 amino acids. The record is from RefSeq and is a predicted model, not a curated record. NCBI's taxonomy places the organism in Eukaryota, Metazoa, Chordata, Lepidosauria, Squamata, Anguidae. The transcript is spliced from 3 exons. Gene Ontology annotation, cellular component: cytoplasm.